AUGUCAGACUACGGCGCAGGUGAUCAUGAGGAACAUGAUGAUGCUGGUUUCGACUAUGAGCCUCCCGAGUACGAGUACAUUGAUAAUGAACCUGAAGACUAUGUAGAACCAGAGCAGACGGAGCAUGGUGAAAACGGAUAUGCGAUAGUGAAUGGUGACGGCCAGCCUGUGCAGAAUGGCGAGGGGGACGUUGUUUCGGGAGAUCCGAAUGCAGGCGCAUCGAAGGGAAAGGUCAUGCUGCAGCAACGGGAGAAAAAGGUCCCAAACGACCAGCGGACGACCACCCCCUACAUGACCAAAUACGAACGCGCACGAGUUUUUCAUACGAUAUCUUUAUCAGCGUGGCGGAUUGUCUCCAGCGUGCUAACGCGGGUGGACAGCAUGAACGCGCCGAUCCUUGUUGACUUGGAGGGAGAGACGGAUCCUCUUCAAAUCGCUCUAAAGGAGCUUGCUCAGAAAAAGAUCCCCUUGAUUGUUAGGAGGUAUCUCCCUGAUGGAUGGUAUGAGGAUUGGACCUGCGAAGAGUUGCUUUAA
This is a messenger RNA of Histoplasma mississippiense, 534 nucleotides long. Its product is annotated as DNA-directed RNA polymerases I. Gene Ontology annotation, biological process: DNA-templated transcription. Gene Ontology annotation, cellular component: RNA polymerase III complex; RNA polymerase II, core complex; RNA polymerase I complex. The record is from RefSeq and is a predicted model, not a curated record. NCBI's taxonomy places the organism in Eukaryota, Fungi, Ascomycota, Eurotiomycetes, Onygenales, Ajellomycetaceae. Gene Ontology annotation, molecular function: DNA-directed RNA polymerase activity; DNA binding. Bases 1 to 534 code for a protein of 177 amino acids. The transcript is spliced from 4 exons.